Messenger RNA from Entrophospora sp. SA101, 288 nucleotides. The record is from the annotation of a GenBank genome assembly. NCBI's taxonomy places the organism in Eukaryota, Fungi, Glomeromycota, Glomeromycetes, Entrophosporales, Entrophosporaceae.
AUGAAUCCAUCAUAUCCAGGAACUCGAGUGAUUGACAAGAAACACAAUCAAGGAAUUUAUUUAGCAUCAACCUUUCACUGUUAUAUUCAAUUGUUAGAUAUUGCUAAAGAAUUAGGCCCAUGUCCAAAAGGUGGUUCACAUGAACUAAAAUCUCAUUAUACAUUUUGGACUUUAUUUUUAGCCUUUUGUUUAGGUUUACCAAGGCUCUUUGGAUAUUCAGAAAGAAAAACUGUCUGCAUCAAAUGUAAUGAAACUUUUAAUAUCACCUUGCCUCAAGCCAAGUGGUGA